AUGGCACCUCCGACGUUCAUACGCUGCACUGAGUCUGUUCAGAUAGUUGAACUCAGAAACUUUUUGACAAAGGCGGGGGUGGAGAACAUUGAUAAUUCUGAAGUCCUCCAGAAAAAUUGGCCUUCUGCUUUUAUAAGUCACAUUCCUCAGCUUCGGGUUUGUUUCAGGAGUGAUAAGGUUACUGAGCCUGAGGCGAUUGAUUUAUUGACUACCAUUUCUUCUCUCGUCAUUGGUUUGCCUGAGAAUUACAUCGACGAAGCCGUCAAUAAACUAUGCGAUCUUUACGAAGACUUUUCAGAACCGAAGAAUCGGAAACACUUUGCUAAACUCUACUCAUUAAAUGUUUUGUUCACUGGAUUGCCUGAAGAUCAUCAUUCGAGGUAUCGCGUUUAUCGUGCUCUCGUGAACUGUGCUUCUGAACUUGGAGCUUUGUCUCAAAUUUAUACACAAACCGAGAAGAUUGCAACGCUUUUGAGAGUUUGCAAAUGUACGCCCGCGGAAUGUCAAUUUCUUUGGCGACGCAUGUCGGAGGUGCAUCAGGCGAGUGGCAACACAAAGCUUGCAACUCAAGCGAUGAUUAAUUUGCUUUCUACUUACUCUGAGGGGACUGCGGCAGGAGCUCGUGAGGAUGCUCUUAAGUGCAUCCUGGCUGUGAUUCAAGAUCCCAGUUUUCUCUCACACAGUCGUCUGAUGUCUCUGAAACCUGUUCAGUUCCUCGAAGGUGAGCCGGUGCACAAGCUUCUAGAGAUCUAUGUUUCUGGUGGGCUCGGAGAUUUUGCGGCCUUCACAAAGAAGAAUCCAACCUUUUUGACCGAAAAUGGUCUUGAUGAAAAGGCCUGUCUUGAUAAAUUGAGAACUCUAAGCUUGAUGAAAAUCGCUGAGAAUGUUGCUGAGUUGGACUACGCCACUGUCUGCAAAAAGAUCGAUUUGUCCGAAGACCAGCUUGAGGCGUUUAUUAUCGAAGGUCUCUCCUCAAUUCGUACAUUGACAGUUUAUUCCCCUACCAUGUCUGAAUGUGUAACAUUAAUGAGUGAUAUCUGCGCAUUUUACUUAUCUCUGUUCGUAUUCUAUGUGGUGCAAAUAUUGGUUAUUUUAACUGAUGUUAAUUCUUAA
This is a messenger RNA of Hydatigera taeniaeformis, 1113 nucleotides long. The record is from the annotation of a GenBank genome assembly. NCBI's taxonomy places the organism in Eukaryota, Metazoa, Platyhelminthes, Cestoda, Cyclophyllidea, Taeniidae.